Messenger RNA from Musa acuminata AAA Group (dessert banana), 2127 nucleotides. RefSeq lists its product as uncharacterized. Lineage: Eukaryota; Viridiplantae; Streptophyta; Magnoliopsida; Zingiberales; Musaceae. Gene Ontology annotation, molecular function: RNA-DNA hybrid ribonuclease activity; nucleic acid binding. The record is from RefSeq and is a predicted model, not a curated record. Bases 1 to 2127 code for a protein of 708 amino acids. The transcript is spliced from 3 exons. Gene Ontology annotation, biological process: DNA integration.
AUGCAGUCCCCUCGGACGGUUAAAGACCUGCAGCGACUCAACGGUAGGCUUGUCGCCCUAUCUCGCUUCCUCGCCCGAUCGGGCGAUCGCUGCCUCCCUUUCUUCAAGGCGUUCAAAGACCCGAAGAACUUUCAAUGGACAUCGGAAUGCGAGGAGGCUUUGAAACAGAUGAAGCAGCACCUGGCCAGCCUCCCUCGACUCGCCUUUGUCUUCCCCGGCGAGAAGCUGGGGCUCUAUCUGGCGGCCUCCCUACACGCAAUUAGCUCCGUCCUCGUGAAGGAAAGCUCCGGCGCACAACUCCCGAUCUUCUACGUCAGCCACGUCCUGAGUGGACCUGAGGAGCGUUACCCGCCGAUAGAAAAACUCGCACUCGCCCUGGUGCUCUCGGCUCGGAAAUUGCGCCCCUACUUCCAGGCACACUCGGUGGAAGUCAUCACCGACCAACCUCUCCGGCAGAUCUUAACAAAGUACGAUGUCGCAGCUCGGGUGGACAAAGACCUCGAGCGAGCUCCCGAGGCUUGGACCCUACACGUGGACGGCUCGGCCAACUCAAGGGGUGCCGGAGCUGGGCUGGUCCUUCUUGCCCCCGACGGAUGCUCAUUCGAGCGCUCCCUCCGCUUCGGGUUUAAAGCCACCAACAAUGAGGCGGAGUACGAAGCACUCCUAGCAGGAUUAAGGCUGGCCCUCGAGAUGCAGGUGGCCGCGAUACACGUCCUCACUGACUCGCAACUCGUGGCCGAACAGCUCAGCGGUGGAUAUGAAGCUCGUGACGCAACCAUGGCCAAAUAUCUGGCGCGGGUAAGGGAUCUAGCCGCGAAAUUCCCUUACUUUACGUUAUCUAAUGUUCCGAGGGAGGUGAACGGACGAGCCGACGCGCUCGCUAAGCUAGCGUCAAGGCGAACCCCCAAAGCGUGGCCAGAGAUGGAGGAGCUUCCUGCUCCCGCCAUUGAGGUGGCAACCACGGCCCCAGGCGGUGCGCCGACCACGUGGGUGCAGGAGCUGUUGCGCUUCAAGCGGGAUGAAACCCUUCCCCUCGACGAAGGCGCAGCUCGGCGUCUGCGCCGCACGCACGCGUGGGACACCGAGGAAAGUGGCCGGCUUUACAAACGAUCCUUCACCUACCCCCUCCUAAGGUGUUUGGAGCCUGACGAAGCCCGGACAGUCCUGGCUGAAACUCACGAGGGGAUCUGCGGCGAACACAUCGGCGGACGUACCCUGGCGCACAAGAUACUCCGCCAAGGCUACUAUUGGCCAACCAUGUGUCGAGACGCAAAAGCUUACUGGGGACUGGACCUCCUCGGCCCCUUCCCACCGGCCUCUGGACAGCGGAAGUACAUAAUUGUGGGAGUGGACUACUUCACAAAGUGGGUCGAGGCCGAGCCACUGGCUACGACGACGGAACACCAAAUGGAGAAAUUCGUUUGGAAAAACCUUGUGACCCGGUUCGGGUUGCCCAGGGCCAUUGUCACCGACAACGGACCUCAGUUCGCCGGCACGAGGUUCCGGGAAUUCUGCGCCGGUCAUGACAUUCAACUGAGGUUCAGUUCGGUGGCCCACCCUCAGACGAACGGGUUGGCUGAGGUAACCAACCGGUCCAUCCUGGAUGGCCUCAGAAGAAGAGUGUCCGCAGCCCGAUCGACCUGGACGGACGAGCUCCCCAGCGUGCUGUGGUCGCUGCGCACCACCCCCAAAACUGCGACCGGAGAAUCCCCGUAUAGCUUGACUUUCGGGACCGAGGCUGUCCUACCGCCCGAGAUGACUAUUGCCACACUUCGAACAAGGAGCUACGAACAGGAGGCCUCGAACCAGGGACUUCGCGCCAGCCUCGACGUGCUCGAGGAGCGACGCGUCGACGCACACCUGAAGGCCCUCUCUCACCAGAGAGCCGUCGCAAGGGACUACAACAGAAAGGUGCGACCCAGACCAGUCAGGUUAGGCGAUCUAGUCCUACGGAGGGCCGAAGUCAGCGACCCGACCCGAACGAGGGGGAAGCUGGCCCCCAAGUGGGAGGGACCUUUCCGGGUCACCGGUGUGGUUCGACCAGGUACCUAUCGACUCACAACGAUGGACGGUUCCUCCCUGCCGAGGACAUGGAACAUCCAGAACCUUAAAAAAUUCUUCGUUUGA